GAAUUGUCUUGUCUGUGUCUGUCUGUCUGUUCUGUCUGUUCUGUCUGUCUGUCUGCCCGUCUGAUACAUACCUACACUACAGUCAGUCAGUACCUCUCCCCUUCUUGAUGCAAACAACAAGAAUCGUUUCAGCCUCGUCUGCCAAUCCAACACUAUCUAACCCAACACCAUCUCGCAGUUGAUCUCAUUUUAUUGCAUUUUAUUGGGCCUGGCUUGAUCUGCUUUGAUCAACUUCUCUCCGUUUCCUUUAACCUCUAAACAUCUACCCUCCUGUCAACUCAAUUCAACGUCACUCCUUUCAAAUAUCGAUCAAUUCGCAAAUCAACACGACUUCGUAGAUCCUUCCUCUCACCUCUGUUCGUGUCAUCAAUUGAACGGCGCAUAUUCUAAGAUUACACAUAGACACACGCAUAUCUCGAAUUCCAGCAAUAUGGGAGGAGCUAUUUCAAAAAUGAUGGGCAAGAUCUUCGGAUCGAAGGAAAUGCGCCUGUUGAUGUUGGGUCUCGAUGCUGCAGGGAAGACGACCAUUUUAUAUAAAUUGAAAUUGGGUCAGGAUGUCACGACAAUCCCCACGGUAGGAUUCAACGUAGAGACGGUGACAUAUAAGAAUGUCAAGUUCAAUGUUUGGGAUGUUGGUGGUCAAGAUAAGAUCAGACCUCUGUGGAGACAUUACUUCAGUGGUAUGUCCUCAAUUGCCAGUUGAAACUGUGUUUGCUUGGAUACGGAUGAGUCGCAAGAAAUGCUAAUGUCCAAUUCGUUUGGCUACAGGUACUCAAGGACUUAUCUUUGUGAUUGAUUCCAGUGACAGAGCACGCAUAGCAGAGGCACAACAAGAGUUACAUCGCAUCAUCAACGAUAGAGAAAUGCAAGACUCAUUACUUCUAGUUUUCGCCAACAAGCAAGAUAUUGCAGGAGGUAUGCCCUUUAACCAAAUGUCUACACUUUAUGCCAGGUGAGAAGCUGACAUUUGAGCAGCCAUGAAGCCACCCGAGGUCACAGAACAACUAAAGUUAAACGAUCUGAAGAACAAGGUUUGGUUCGUGGUACCAAGUUGCGCGACCACUGGUGAAGGGUUAAUGGAAGGAUUAGUACGUUUAUAUUUUCCAUCCUUUUAUGGAAUGCAUCAAUGGAUACCGUGGGUAAAUUUGUCACUAUACUGACAGUCUAUUUUCAGGCCUGGCUCUCGAAAACAAUUGAAGGAAGACCUGCUCCACAAGCAAAGUGAUAGCUCCAAUCUACCCUCUCGAGAACAAACCAAUGAUCGAAUUCCAUCUAUCAAUCCGUCUCUAUCGCCGCAAUGUACCUCAAACUGCACGAUAUAUCCGUCUCCUACGAACAUAACUCCUCUACGAAACAUACAUAAACAACUGGCUGCUAGGAGCAUUUGUGUCGAUUCCUUCCAGUCGCUUCUCCUCAUUCACGACCUUCAAUUUCUUAACGGCUCUUUGUCAUUGUCUCCGCGUCAUUUCCACGAGCGUAUCUCUUGUUUAAAUCUCCUCGUCUCAUCUUCCAAUCUACGGAAUUCCUCCCAUCUCUCUUUGU
Sclerotinia trifoliorum is the source of this 1542-nucleotide messenger RNA. The record is from the annotation of a GenBank genome assembly. NCBI's taxonomy places the organism in Eukaryota, Fungi, Ascomycota, Leotiomycetes, Helotiales, Sclerotiniaceae.